GCGAGACAGUUGUUGGCGGAGCCCUGGUGUGUGGAACCUUCCCCUCAGAUGUAGCAGCCGGUCACCUUGGUGGGCGCGGAGGCACGUGCAGGAAGGAGCAGGGAGGAGGAGGAGGAAAUCCAGUGAGGGGGGGGAGGAAUCCCUCGGGAGAGCAAUGGCGCUCAACAACCUCCCCUUCAUCCACACCAUCAAGAACUCACCCGCCAUCCUCCGCCAGAGGUUCCAGCGGGACCGCGCGAAGAGCCUGUCCCACGGCGACCCGGCCUUCAGGGUGCACUAUGCCGGCACGCAGCAGAUCUACUCGCUGGAGGUGGAGCAGGCGUCCGAGGCGGUGAGGCUUCUGGUGGGGGCCGAGGGGACGGCUAAGGCCUGCAAGGACCACGUGCUGGUGGUGAGACCCCGCUACCUGGAGGUGAAGGAGAUCGCCAGCGGCCGGCAGCUGACCAAGACGUACCUCCACGACAUUGCCUACUGCACGGCGGACCGGGCCCACCCCAGCGUCUUCCUCUACAUCUGUAAGCACAGGAAGCAGCUGCAGUGCCGGGUGUUCAGGUGCAACCGGGAGGAGAAGGCCCGCGCCAUCACCGUCUGCCUGGCCAAGGUCUUCGAGGCCGCCUUCAGCCAGUGGCACGCCUCCCUCGGCGAGGGGGCUCUGCCGCCUCUCUCCCCGGACACCCCCAGCCCGGCCCAGGGACAGGCCGGAGCCCUGGACGCAGGGACCUCACGGGACGAGGAAGUGGAGGGGGAACCCUCGCGUCGACAGCGACGAGGAGCUGGAGCUGAGAAUGGCACCGGGAGUUCCUACGCAGGGGCCACCUCCUUCCGAGCUCGCGCAGCGGCUGGACACAGGCUUCGACAACGUCGAGGACUUGACCAGAGACUCACUGGUGCGGCAGCUGUUCACUGGCGAGCCCGAAGAUGAGGAGCCCCAGAGUCUCCACUCACCGACCUUCCUGAUACCCACUCUUCCCCCCCUCCCCCCAUUACUCCCGCAAAAACUAAUUGGCCGCUCGACUGGGAGAG
Molecule: messenger RNA, 1023 nt
Organism: Pristis pectinata (smalltooth sawfish)
Lineage: Eukaryota; Metazoa; Chordata; Chondrichthyes; Rhinopristiformes; Pristidae
Product: low density lipoprotein receptor adapter protein 1-A
Exons: 3
Coding region: 155-922 (255 amino acids)
Source: RefSeq, a predicted model, not a curated record